Suillus discolor is the source of this 723-nucleotide messenger RNA. RefSeq lists its product as uncharacterized. Bases 1 to 723 code for a protein of 240 amino acids. Gene Ontology annotation, molecular function: nucleic acid binding; zinc ion binding. The record is from RefSeq and is a predicted model, not a curated record. NCBI's taxonomy places the organism in Eukaryota, Fungi, Basidiomycota, Agaricomycetes, Boletales, Suillaceae. The transcript has a single exon.
AUGUCGCAGUGGCAGAACAUCUCGGAAAGACAACGCCUAUCGGUCAUGCUAUCAUUCAUGAAAGGAUCAGCUGGCAAAUGGGCCCAGAGAUAUAUCAGUGAGCUGCCAACACUGACAAUGGCAAAGUUUGACAAAGAAUUCACAAGCAUGUGGGUUCAGGAAGACCAAGAGGGCAAAGCAAUCCGAGACUUGGAAGCCUUAAGACAAGGUUCCUCGUCAGUCCCAGAGUACGCAGCCGCUUUCAAACAAAAGGCUGCACACACAUCAUUUUCCGACUACGACCAAUGCCAGAAGUUCAGGGCGGGACUUCAAGACCACAUCAAAGUGCAACUUGCACACGUACCAUACUCGGGUAAAGACACCCUAAAGAAGUUGGUAGAACACGUGAUCCAAAUUGGACGCAACUUCGAAGAAUUAGAUGCGGACAAGAAGAAGACAACUUGGUGGACCCCGAGACAAGGCCCCAAGACCCCUGAAUACAAGGCUGGUCCUAGUAAAGACAGUGACGCCAUGGACGUUGACUCCGGCAGACAAAGAGGAGCUCCCAAGCCCCAAGGAAAGACUGGAUCUUUCAAAUGUUACCGCUGCGGAGAAGAAGGCCAUAUGGCAAGAAACUGCAAAGGCGCGCCAAAAGCGCAGGUGAAGGCUACUACAGUGCCACAAAAAGAUUCGAUGCCAUCUUGGUUCAAAGAAUGGGCCAAGAAAGAAGGCAAGGAUUUUUAG